AUGGAAGAAAUACAAUUCAAGUUGGAGCGCCCUACCGAGCGCAAGACGGUCGGCUACAAGUCAUGGAAGAAAAAGUACCGAAAGAUGCGCAUCGUGUUUGAUAGGAAGAUGCAAAGCGGCGAAGAGCUGCACAAGCAAGAAGCAAAGACGGCAACGACGGUGAAGCGCCUGGCCGUUGAAAAUGACCGCCUCCUCGACAUCCUCCUCGACAUCAACAACUCUGCCCAGAUCCCUCUUGACAAGCGCAUAGACGUGGCCCUCCCGCCGAACGACGACGCCAAGGCCCCAACGCUCGCCAUCGACCGCGACCACGCGUCGACAAAAGCCGCCGCCCUGAAGAAGCUCGAGGAGCUCCUGACGGCGGUGCCACACACCAGCUACGCCGCGGCCAAGGGCGCUCACGCGUCCCUGAUUGAGGACCUGACCGUGGCCGACGGCGAGUCGCACCCCGCCAGCUUCCUGACGGCCGACGACGUCGAUGACUACAUCUUCUCCGUGGACAACAGCCUCAACACCGACGCCCACCUCCCGACGCUCGCGCCCCGCGCCCACCCCAACAGCCACCUCGCCUCGCAUCCGCACCUCAAGAACCCGACCAGCGUCACCAACUGGCUGCGCAAGCACGCUCCCAAAAUCUUCCUCCAGGACGGUGAGGCGGCGCACCACGACGACGCCACCGCCGGUGGUGAUGCUGCCGAUGCCGCCGCCGCCGCCUCCGCCAGCGGCCACGGCAACGGCACCAGCGCUCGCAAGUCCCGCGGCGGACGCGCCGAACGCGGCGGCAAGCCCUCCGCCCGGAGUAAGCGCGCGAGCGGCGUGUCCUCUCGCGCGAGCAAUGUCGCCGCCGCCGCCGCCGCCGCCACGGUGGAAAAGAGCGACAAGGCCGGCGACGCGGACGCUAGCAUGGAGGAGGACCACGACCACGGCACGCCCGUCGGUCGCGGCAAGCGCAAGAGAAAAGACGACGCCGGAUACAGGCCGGGCGGCUCGGCCAGCAGGCCGGCCAAGAAGAAGCGCAAGAGCGACGCCGACGGCACGCCGAGCGGUCGCCGCGUGAAGAGGGAGGCUGCCGAGUAA
This is a messenger RNA of Akanthomyces muscarius, 1077 nucleotides long. RefSeq lists its product as uncharacterized. The transcript is spliced from 2 exons. The coding region runs from base 1 to 1077 and encodes 358 amino acids. Gene Ontology annotation, cellular component: Ino80 complex; nucleus. Lineage: Eukaryota; Fungi; Ascomycota; Sordariomycetes; Hypocreales; Cordycipitaceae. Gene Ontology annotation, biological process: chromatin remodeling. The record is from RefSeq and is a predicted model, not a curated record.